AUGUUUGAGAUUAAGCUGAAUGAUAAACUGGUAGAGAUUCUGGAGCCCAUGGGGCCUGAAAGCCCCGAAAUUCAAAGAUUCUUGGAAGCCAGAAGUAUCCCGGUGAAGAACUUGUUGGCAUUGAAGAAGGAAAAAGUGGGACAUAUGCAGAUCAGCCAAGUCUUACAUCCCUUGGAGUUUAGCUUCAAGUCGCGGCCCACUCGUGGCUCUGGGUACAGUGAAAAGUUCAAAAAACAUCUGGAUCGCCUGCGACUGGAAAUAGAUGAGAAAGAAUACCAGGAAAUGGUGAGACGAGAUGGGCUUACUGCGUCCCACGAUGAGGAAAAUCUCACGCCAGCGCAAAUGAAUAAACAGGUGAAAGAGCAAAUCACAACUGUUUUCAACAUUCUGGUUUCGGUUGUGUCGGUUGUUUUUGCAGCAUGGUAUUGGUCGGGGUCUUCUUCAGGAAUGCAGCCACAUAAUAGGAUAUUCUUGUGUCUGUUCAGUGGGAUCUUAGUUUUGGUGGCAGAAGUGGUAGUUUAUAAUAGCUAUCUGCAAAAAAUCGAUGACGCCAGAACCAAAGAAAGAAGCAAGCGAGAGGUUAAGACGGUCGUAGGACAGAUCUGA
Messenger RNA from Lachancea sp. 'fantastica', 606 nucleotides. NCBI's taxonomy places the organism in Eukaryota, Fungi, Ascomycota, Saccharomycetes, Saccharomycetales, Saccharomycetaceae. The record is from the annotation of a GenBank genome assembly.